AUGGGCGUCACUGACACCACGCAACAAGCCUUUGACCGAGCCCAAGAGCUCAAGCAAUUCGAAGAAUCCAAGCUUGGCGUCAAAGAAGUGGGGCGUGCAACUCAUGAGCUUGGCUUCUUCCAGGUGGUCAACCACGGCGUGCCGACAGAGGUCCUGGACCGCAUGAUCGCGGCGGUGAAGGCCUUCCAUGAGCAAUCGAUGGAGGCGAAGGCAAGGAUCUACCGGAGGGAGAUGGAGACCGGCGUGUCGUUCUUCUCCAACGUCGACUUGUUCCACUCCAAAGCGGCUAGCUGGAGGUCAACCCCGAACCACUUCAAUUGA
Eucalyptus grandis is the source of this 321-nucleotide messenger RNA. RefSeq names its product 1-aminocyclopropane-1-carboxylate oxidase homolog 4-like. The coding region runs from base 1 to 321 and encodes 106 amino acids. The transcript has 2 exons. The record is from RefSeq and is a predicted model, not a curated record. Lineage: Eukaryota; Viridiplantae; Streptophyta; Magnoliopsida; Myrtales; Myrtaceae.